Molecule: messenger RNA, 2236 nt
Organism: Callorhinus ursinus (northern fur seal)
Lineage: Eukaryota; Metazoa; Chordata; Mammalia; Carnivora; Otariidae
Gene: CCDC13
Product: coiled-coil domain containing 13
Biological process (GO): non-motile cilium assembly; cytoplasmic microtubule organization
Cellular component (GO): centriolar satellite
Source: RefSeq, a predicted model, not a curated record
AGCUGCUCUGGCCUUAGAAGUGAGGAGCGGAGUGGCAGCUGGCAAGAUGGCAGCAGAUGAAGGUGCACAGGACACCUUACGUCUCCAGUUCAAGGCCAUGCAGGAGAUGCAGCACAAAAGGUUACAGAAGCAGAUGGAGAAACAGAAGGAAAAGGAACUGAGCCUCGAAAUCAAUGUCGAUGACCAAAAAGAGCCCUUGGAGAUUUCCGAUGGCCUCAGUCUUCUCCAACCUGGGGAUCAAAACUUGAAAAACAGCUUUGAGCAGAGGAUGCUUGAAGAUGAGAUUGCACACCUUCGAGAGCAGCUCAGGGAGACGGUGGAUGAAAAUGGGCGAUUGUACAAGCUGCUGAAGGAAAGGGACUUUGAAAUCAAACAUCUCAAAAAGAAAAUAGAAGAGGACAGAUUUGCCUUCACAGGCACAGCCGGUGUGACCGGGGAUGUGAUUGCCACCAAAAUCGUCGAGCUGUCCAAAAAGAACCGGGUGCUGACGGCAGAGUCAGAGGGCGCGAAAAGCAGAGUGAAGCAGCUGAGCAAUCGCGUGCAGGAGCUGGAGCGGGAACUGCAGGCGGCCCUGGCCAGGCUACCAGCCAAGGUGACCACCGAUGCGGGAGCCAAAGUGUCGAGGGCUCAGAUGGGAGACAGAGCCUUGCCAGAGGCCCCAGAGGUGAAGGUCUUGCAGGACAGGCUGACAGCCACAAACCUGAAGAUGAGUGACCUCCGCAACCAGAUCCAGUCUGUGAAGCAGGAGCUCCGGAUGGCCCAGAAGGUUUUGACCAGUGAGGUUGGGGAAGAUGUGAAUGUCCAGCAGCUCCUGUCCUCCCCGGGGACCUGGAGGGGCCGGGCUCAACAAAUUCUCGUGUUGCAAAGCAAGGUUCGCGAGCUUGAGAAGCAGCUGGGACAGACCCGAAGCCAGUCUGCAGGAACAUCCCGUGACAAGCCGCCUGUCGGUCCAGACCCAAGGAAGCUGUCGGCACAGGAGAAAAACCUGCUGAGGAUCCGCAGCCUGGAAAGGGAAAAACAGGAGGGCUGGGAGAAACUUGUGGGUGAGCGGGAUGCCCUCCAGAGAGAGCUUGAAGAACUGAAAAAGAAGUUGGAGGGCGUGAAGUCCCGGAAUAAGGUGCUGUCAAGUGAGGUGAAAACCCUCAGGAGCCAGAUGGGGACCCUGGUGGAGAAAGGCCGGCAUGACGACGAGCUCAUCGACGCCCUCAUGGACCAGCUGAAGCAGCUCCAGGAGAUUCUGGGCAGCCUGAGUCUGCAGGAGGAGAAGACCCGGGCGUCGCAGCGCCACCUGGACCAGCGGGUCAACAGUGAGGCUCAGCAGAGCAGCAGCCUCAUCACCCAGCUGCGGGCCAUGGUGGCUGAGCGGGAGGCCAAGGUACAGCAGCUGGAGUUGGAGAUUGGCCAACUCAGUGUGCAGUAUCUUCAGAAUAAAGAAGUGGGCAAGGGGUCCAGUGGGACUGAGGUCAGCCCCGCCUACACCAAGUUCCUGGAGGACCCUGGCCAGCCCAAGUCUCCGGCCUCAGCAGGCGAUCACGUUGGCACGCUUGGAUCUUCUCGCUCCGUGACCAGCCUGGGCCACACGCUGGUGGAAUCUGCUCUCACGUGGCCUUCUCUGCCCGGUCCUCAUGGGGCCUCACCCAGGUUCUCAGACUCCCCCGAACAGAAAGGCUGGCAGGCACAGGUGACAGAGUUCAAGGCCCUCUGGCAGGCCGCUGAAGUGGAGCGUGACCGGCUUACCGAGUUUGUCACUGUCCUGCAGAAACGGGUGGAGGAGAGCAACAGCAAGCUUCUGGAAUCAGAGAAGAAGCUGCAGGAGGAGCGGCAACGCAGCGUGGUGCUGGAGCAACAUCUGGAGAAGAUGCGCCUGGAGCCUGGGAGGCCGUCAGUCAGUCAGAGAGCAGCCCCCAGGAGCAAAACAGGUCUGCCCACCUCCAGCACCAGGCACAACCCGAACGGGAGUGAAAGGAAGGACCCAUCCUUCACCCAGCUCUCCAAUGUGCCCAUGGAAUCACAGAUGGAGGAGCUGACCACCAGGCUGGCCAUCCAGGUGGAGGAAAACGAGAUGCUGAAGGCUGCCCUGGGCAGUGCCCUGCGUGGGAAGGAGGAGGAUUUCCGAAUGUACCACGAGACCCUGGGCCAGGUGAAAGGGGUCUUUCUGCAGGCCCUGCGGCAGCAGAAGGUGGACACUACUAGGAUGGUGGCCCGGUGUCAGCCUGGCGGGACGGGGCAGCCUUAG